AAUUGGGAUACGAUAACCAAAAAGAAGCUCAAAUAUUCAUAUUAUAGCUUGUUAUGUCUAUAUUUCAUGACGAGGUUGAAAUAGAAGAUUUCGAGUACGACGAGGAGUCUGAAACAUAUUAUUACCCUUGCCCUUGUGGAGACAAAUUUGAAAUAACUAAAGAACAGUUAGAAAACGGUGAAGAGGAAGCAGGCUGUCCCAGUUGUUCGCUAAUUGUUAAAGUAAUUUAUAAUCCUGAGGACUUUAUGAAAGGCGAAGAAGUUAGACUACCGUCAAAAAAAAUGCUUCGUUUAGCAAGAUCCUGCUAUCGGUGUUUUUCUUCUAAAGUACCACAACAGCCGACCUGGAAAGUGAUCGAUGAUUCCAAAUUACCUCCUAAAACAAAAAUUGAUAAAAAGACUAUUCAAUAUUUAGAACGAUUGUCACUUGUGCAAUUGGGUGAUGAGGACGGCGUACGUCGAUUAGAGGAUUCCAUUAGUUUGGCUGAUAGAUUGUCCAUUGUUAAUACUGAAGACAUAAAGCCUUUAAGCAAUAUUUUGGAAGAAGAAAGUUUGUUCUUGCGCAAGGAUUACGUCACUGAAGGCGACAGUAAAGAUAGUCUCCUACAGAUGGCAGCUGCAACAGAGAAUGAUUAUUAUGUUGCACCUCCUGGCAACAUACCUGUCAAAUUGGAUAGUGUUUGUAAAUGA
Molecule: messenger RNA, 689 nt
Organism: Dimorphilus gyrociliatus
Lineage: Eukaryota; Metazoa; Annelida; Polychaeta; Dinophilidae
Source: the annotation of a GenBank genome assembly